Suillus clintonianus is the source of this 1624-nucleotide messenger RNA. RefSeq lists its product as uncharacterized. The transcript has a single exon. Bases 204 to 1415 code for a protein of 403 amino acids. The record is from RefSeq and is a predicted model, not a curated record. Lineage: Eukaryota; Fungi; Basidiomycota; Agaricomycetes; Boletales; Suillaceae.
AGAAGUUCAAGUGAACGCUAAAAGCCGGCGAUCUUCAACUUCUUGAAAUGGGUCAUGCUCAACUCGACCAAUGCGUCACUGAUCCAACCACCUGCAGGCUGCAUGCUUUCUGACACAACCUCUACACCACUCGUACAAGCACCAGCCCGCGUAGAGUAACACGCUAUCUAUCCAGCCUCAAGCCACUCGCCUCGUCCUGCUUGAUGUCUGACCUCUCCUUUGCAGAAUUCUCGCAAACAUUUUCUCCUCCAACUCUCAUUCCGACUCUAAAUGCGCUCCUCGCCGGCCUAUCUCUCCCAUUCGGGCUCACAUCCCCAACAGACUUAGCGCCCUCUCUACUCCUCGCAAUCCUAGAAUCCAUCCUCGAGUCCCGCCUCCCCAUCCCAGCUCCAAUCCGCGCCUCCCGCUCCUCCCUCGCAAAAGUAGAAGCCAUGAAAGUUUUCCUCGGCGUACUCGAGUGCGAUGUCCUCCCACCAAACGAGGACGUCGGUCUCGCGGACCUUGAUCCGCGGAGACUGGCGGAUGGGUGUUGGGAAGAGACUGUUUUUGUUGGUGAGCUGCUUUGUUGGCUUGGGAGGAAACGAGGGAUUAUCGAGGAGGUGGAUAGUGAGGGCGAGGGCGAGGUGGAUCUUACGGCGUCGAUGCUGUUGUGUCCUGAACCUUCGUACAACUUGUCGCAUAUCACGGACGUACCGCGCCAUCCACGCGUUGCGUCUCCCUCCACGCGGUCUACUGCCACUAUGAGCGCGCAGACCGAUCUGUCGAUGCAUAACGCCCCUCAUAUGGAGUCUGACACGAGCAUGGCGGAUUCUGAACUCUCAGAUCAUACAGAGACGCAGUCAUUGCACGAUACCCAGCCACACUGUAUUCACGAGCUCGAGGACCCCUCAUAUUUCCACGAGCCCAACACGUCCAAUAUCGAUGAUUCAACAGAAGGAUCAGACUCAGACCCCGAUUGCUCCACCUCCUCCCUAGAACAGCCUCCAACUCCCACACCCCAGCCUAUCCGUCUAAAAGGCUGGAUCGGCGCUGUCGAUUCUGAGCUUGAAAUGCAAGCGUUCGCAACGAACAAGCUUAAUGCGAGCACGCCUGUUAAAGAUAAGAGUCAGCGCCGGCGGAGUUCUGGGCUUUUUCCCGUGACAAGCGGGAACCAAAAUAAUUCUACCCCUCGCAUGCCCACGAUGUCGGUGCGUAUUCCUGCCAGUGCACCUUCGGCGCGUACCUGGGCCGAUAACCUCUCUAUUCUUGGGACUUCGCCUUCCGCACUGCCAUCAAAGCAAAAGCAAAAGCAAAAGCGGACGGCAGAUUAUGAUUAUUGUUCGCCUACGGAACGUACGGUUGCGCUUUUGAACGAGCGCGCGAGACUUCUCAGUGAACUCGCUGAUCUGCGGAGGAUUAGGAAAGCUAGUCGAUAAUGUUACGGGCGAGUGGAAAUGCCAUGGGUAGGGCGUGUUCUCGAUGCCUGUUGCGAUCUCUUGAUCACCACUGGUCAGUUUUGGUUAACUUUAUCAAGUUUCUUGGUUCAGCUAUCGUUGUACGUCUCGCUUAAUUAGUAUUACUGAGUUUUAGACCAUUUUUGUUUGCUCAUGUUUAAUUCUAAAGCUUGUAGCAAAUAAACCCAAAC